AUGGGUUCUUCUCCUUCCAAAGCCACUGGAGAGGACGCCCUGGUUCUGUGCAAGGAUCGGAUGCGCCAUAUCAGACAAGCCAUUGACUCAAGAGAUGCACUGUCAGCAGCACACUUAUCUUACACACAAUCCCUCCGUACUGUGGGUACUGCACUGCGGCGGUAUGCUGAGUCUGAGAUCUUACCAGAAUCAUCACUCUCCAUUUCAGAAGUGGAUAAGUCGCCAUCGCAUUCCUCUAUGGCAUCUCCCUCGCCUUCACGUGCAGUAGAGAGUGUUGCCUCUCCGGCGCAUCGAGCAAGUCCAUUGACUACUCCGCCCUCAACAAGAAUCCAUUGCAUGAAAGCAGCUGCAACCGCUCCUUUGACCUUUGUGAUAGAUCCAACUGCUGCUGAAUUUGCGGGGCAUGAAUCCCCAGUCUCAGCUUUUGUCCCACCCCCGCCACCAUUGCCUCCAGAAUUGUGUACCACAUGGGACUUCUUUGAUCCUAUUGAUGCUGCUGGUAGCUCUUCCUCCAACAAUGAGAAUGGGGUAACCCUGAACUUCAGUAGAUUGAAGGGUCUAAGAGAGUCAAGGGUAGCUGAAGUAGUUCCAUUGAAAGAAGGUGAAGAAGAAAUCAUGUCUGACAGAAGGCAUACAGAACUUCCUGAUGAUAAUGCACCAUCUAAGCAGGAAAGAGAGCCAAAGCAAGGUGGGACCAGGAAACCAAGUCAGUUGGUGGAUACUUCAACCAAAGCUACCUCUGAGCAGGUUGCUGCAAAGUUGGGGGAAAGAGAAAUGGAAAAAGAAUUAUGUGCAGAGGCAGAGGAUCCUUCAGAGUUCAUCACUCAUCGAGCCAAAGAUUUUGUGUCGAGCAUGAAGGACAUUGAAUCCCGGUUUAUGCGUGCAGCUGAAGCAGGAAAUGAGGUUUCCAGAAUGCUUGAAACCAAGAAAAUCAGACUUGACAUAUGUGCUAAAAUACCAGGUUCUCCAGGCAAGCUACCUACUGCCCGAUUUGUGUCAGCACUUCGAGUGUGCUGCAAUCGUGAUGUUAUUCUCAACCAGGAAACUGCACAGCAUGCCUCAAAGGUUGUCACAUGGAAGCGUUCUGUCUCAUCUCUGUCAUCAUCAUCUAAGAGUGCACUUAUGACAUCAAUAAUUAAAGAUGAUUUGGAUGACAGUAAUAGUGAUUUUGUUGAGGAAUUCGCCAUGGUAUCUGGAAGCCACUCUUCUACGUUGGACAGGCUACACGCAUGGGAGAGAAAACUAUACGAUGAAAUCAAGGCAAGUGAAAAUGUUAGAAAGGCCUAUGAUGAGAAAUGUAACCUCCUCCGGCGCCAAUUUGCACGAGGCCUAAAUGCGCAGCUGAUUGAUAAGACUAGAGCUGUUGUGAAGGAUCUCCAUUCCAGGGUAUCUGUUGUGAUUCAGGCUGUUGAUGCAAUCUCCAAAAGAAUUGAGAAGAUAAGGGAUGAAGAACUGCAGCCACAGCUUGUCGAGCUAAUUCAAGGGCUAAUCAGAAUGUGGAAAUUGAUGCUGGAAUGUCACCACAAACAGUUCAUCACGACCACAUUGGCAUACCAUGUGAAAAACUCAACCCCAGUGCAUCAAGGUGAGCACCGCCGCCAGGCGGCAAUGCAUCUGUGGAAUGAGAUGGAUGGCUUCUCUUCCAGCUUCAGAAACUGGGUCACUGCUCACAAAUCAUAUGUCGAGGCCCUCAAUGCAUGGCUCCAGAAGUGUGUCCUGCAGCCACCCCAGGACCGACGCAGGCGCAAGCGCAAGGUCUCCUUCCCUCCUCGCCAGGCCAUAUCCCCUCCCAUAUUCAUCCUCUGCAGGGACUGGCUCGCCAUGACAGAAUCUCUCCCUGCUGACGAGCUAUGCAAGUCCCUCAAAGAUGUGAUGCAGCUCCUCCAUGACUCGUUUGAGCACCACGAUGAGCAGAACAAGCCAAGAAGCGAGUCGCAGGAGUGUGGGAUGCUGGAGAACAAUAGCAAGCAGGAGGUGGCAAAGAGUGGGAGUGUAGCAUCAGCUGAAGGGCUGCAGUCGAGACUAACGGCGGUUCUUGACCGCCUGACAAAGUUCUCAGAGGCAUCACUGAAGUGCUACGAGGAGCUCAAGCAGAACUAUGAGAUGGCCUGUGCUGAUUAUAAGAGAGUUGGACCAAAUGCUCAGCUUUCUUAG
Messenger RNA from Miscanthus lutarioriparius, 2154 nucleotides. The record is from the annotation of a GenBank genome assembly. Lineage: Eukaryota; Viridiplantae; Streptophyta; Magnoliopsida; Poales; Poaceae.